CAGGUUCAGCGGCGUUUCCUGACUCCAGGCCCUCCCGCCGGUCCGCCAAGACCCGGGCCAUGGCGCGGGUGCUGAUUGUUGGCACCGGGUUAACAGGAAGCUUGUGCGCCGCACUCCUGAGGAGGGAGGUGUCCUGUCCUUUGCAACUCUCUGUGUGGGACAAGGCUGCGGAUUCAGGGGGAAGAAUGACUACGGCCAACAGUCCUCAUAAUGCACAGUGUAUGGCCGAUUUGGGCGCUCAGUACAUCACCUGUACUCCUUAUUAUGCCAAAAUACACCAAAGUUUUUAUGAUGAACUGUUAGCUCAUGGUGUUUUGAAGUAUCUGACUUCUCCUAUCGAAGGAAUGGUGAUGAAAGAUGGAGACUCUAACUUUGUGGCACCUCAAGGAGUUUCUUCAAUUAUUAAGCAUUACUUAAAAGAAUCAGGUGCAGAAGUCUGCUUCAGACGCUGUGUAACCCAGAUCAACCUGAGAAAUGACAAAUGGGAAGUCUCCUGGGAAACAGGCUCUCCUGAGCAGUUUGAUUUUGUUGUCCUCACUAUGCCAGUUCCUGAGAUUCUGCAGCUUCAAGGUGACAUCCAGAACUUAAUUAGUGAAUGCCAAAGGCAGCAACUGGAGUCUGUGAGCUACUCCUCUCGCUACGCUCUGGGCCUCUUUUAUGAAGCUGGCUCGAAGAUUGACGUCCCCUGGGCUGGGCAGUACAUCACCAGUAAUCCCUGCAUACGCUUCAUCUCCAUUGAUAAUAAGAAGCGCAAUAUAGAGUCGCCAGACGUCGGGCCUUGCCUAGUGAUUCACACGACUGUCCCAUUUGGAGUGACAUACUUGGAACACAGCACUGAGGACGUGAAGGAGUUAAUCUUCAGGCAACUGGAAAACAUUUUGCCAGAUUUGCCUCAGCCAGUUGGUACAAAAUGCCAGAGAUGGAGAUAUUCACAGGUUACAAAUGCUGCUGCCAACUGUCCUGGCCAAAUGACUCUUCAUGUCAAACCUUUCCUUGUGUGUGGAGGGGAUGGGUUUACUCGUUCCAACUUUGACGGCUGCGUAACUUCUGCCAGAUGUGUUUUGGAAGCUUUCAAGAAUCAUAUUUAGUAUUGGUAUCCUUAUUCUCUACAUGUAAUUUGGGGAAAUGAAACAGAUACGUGAAUAUAUGAGGCUGGAAGCCAUCCCAAAGGGCUAAGAAACUCCAUGGCCAAGAUGCCCUAAAAGACCUCAGGGCUAAGGUAUCAAACUCCCCUGGGACAGAGAGGUCAACACCCUUUGGAACAGUUGCUAAGGUGUAUGUUUAUCAGCCCCAUAGGACCACACAUCAUCACAAUAUUUCCAAACGAGGACUUUUAUUAAUCAAGCCAGCCAAGGAAAGCUGCUCUGUUUUGAAAGGAGCAUAUUCAAGUGAGAAAUGGCUUGAGCAGUGGGGUGAUUUAAUACUUGUUAGCUGAUAAAUAUAGCCUUUGCUGGAAUAAAACUUUAUGAUGCAGUGUUGAAAAGCUUAAUUACUAAACUGUCUAUGCACGUCUUGCUCAGGCAGCAAGGGUGACAAAUUACAGCAGUGGAAUAGUAUUUUUCACCUUUGGCAUUUCUGAAGGGGAAAAGUAUGUCUAAAAUCACUGAGAAAGCAGUAAUAAUCUUAGACCAGAUAUUACGGAGGGAG
This is a messenger RNA of Trichechus manatus latirostris (Florida manatee), 1647 nucleotides long. It is a transcript of the gene RNLS, whose product is annotated as renalase, FAD dependent amine oxidase. The record is from RefSeq and is a predicted model, not a curated record. Gene Ontology annotation, molecular function: oxidoreductase activity, acting on NAD(P)H. The transcript is spliced from 8 exons. NCBI's taxonomy places the organism in Eukaryota, Metazoa, Chordata, Mammalia, Sirenia, Trichechidae. Bases 60 to 1088 code for a protein of 342 amino acids. Gene Ontology annotation, cellular component: extracellular region.